This is a messenger RNA of Cataglyphis hispanica, 4314 nucleotides long. RefSeq names its product protein phosphatase 1 regulatory subunit 12A-like. The record is from RefSeq and is a predicted model, not a curated record. NCBI's taxonomy places the organism in Eukaryota, Metazoa, Arthropoda, Insecta, Hymenoptera, Formicidae. The transcript has 5 exons. The coding region runs from base 38 to 3697 and encodes 1219 amino acids.
GAUCGCAGUUCAGUCUUCGUCGAGGACUCGACGAGUCAUGGAAACCUGCCGAAAAUCGGUAGCCACGGUGCUACUAUUAUUGAUUUACUUGCUAACUUUACGAAUCGAUGACGCAGUCGCCGGACGCAACGACACGAGGGUCGAAAAUAAUCCUAAAAUUAUUCUGGAAGAAUUGACUAUCAGCGGAAGCGGCAAUAACACUCGCUUAACAGUGGACGCGGUGGCGCAAGAUGCUGCGACAAUUGGUGAUCGCAUACUCUCGCUUCUAUCUAAGCGCGAGAUACAGUCAAGCGGACAUUCAAAGCAGACAUCAUCGAAUUUAGAUCAGGAUGCAGCACAAUCGCACAUUGUGACCGACGUGAACGACGAGGACGAUCUGGAAAGGCUGAAGCACGUAAUCGCGAAAUACGAGCCGCAAAGGAUCAUAUCGAGAAAAACCAAGAGAAAAAUCGUCAACGGUGCUCACGAUGUACUACACGACAAGGCCGCAGGGUCAACAACGGAUCUUGAGAGGGCUUAUGACGAAGUGCUGCGAAAUAUAUCGCAAAGGGCGCCCGAAUUAAUAUCUAGCAACGUUGACGCGACAUUGAAUCCUUAUUUGUCCCAGGCAAGGAAGAAUCUGAGAGAAAUUUACAUUUCAGAAGCAAAGAUUCUCCCUCCAAAGGACGACAAAGAGCAAAAAUCACGUCCCGAUACUGAUCCUUCGUCACCCACCCUAAAAGAGAAGAAGACUAAGAAAUUACUUAAAAAGUAUUUGCAAUUAAAUCGCACCGUUACAAUUCCUCGGAGUUCAUCGGAAGAAUCAAGACUUAACAAAAAAAUUGCUGACAGUAACGAAUCAAGCACGCCUGAAAGAUAUUCUGAAAUUCCCAAUGAAGGCCAACCGAAGCCAAAAAAUGAAUCACUGUCCAUAAAAUCAUCAUCAAACAUUUAUUCCGAAUCGACGAAAAAACCUGAAAAUCGUCGCGAAUGGAACACUCAAGAUUCUUCGGUUCAAACCGUAUCUCCAUCUAUCCCACAAUCAAACAAUAAUAAUUCAUACAAUGCUUUCAACGUAAAUAACUUGAAUAAUUUGAACUUUCCGAGUGAUGCAAAUACCAUUCAGUCGAGAUAUAACAGGAUGCCGAGACCAUUCUCCGUAUUGCGAUCGCCCGAUUCACCUGUCACCGAGAUACCGUAUGGAAAGCCAAGUUCCUCACCAACGAGUUUCAAUCGCCAACAGGUUGCUCGUUCCUCCGCAAACGUUCUUCCGCUGAUUCUUCCAACAGAGACUCUUUUCACGCCUUCGACACGUCGUUACGUCGCGAUAAAUCUCCUCAAACCUGAAGGAGAUUCCACAACGCACGUCAACGCCGAGGCGAGUCCGUCAGCAAAUUCCGCGAGCGAGAGAACCGCCUUUGCAGAUCACGAUGUACCUUAUACAGGUGUAAUCGGCACGAAAAGUCCUCUGAUUACUGUCAACAAUCAGCGAAGAAUAUCCACCUCGGAUUAUUAUGCUAUUACGGAGAAUCCUGCGGAACAAAUAGCUACAAAAACGGAUUCCGCGAGGCUGAUUCAUAUUCCAAGUCAAACAUCCACUUCGUACACUCUUCAGCAAGAGAAGAAUCCUCAACUCAUUCGCAGGGAUGGAUUUCUACCUAGAAUCACCUCUUAUAAUGAUCCCAAGGAUGAAAAAGGAUCUAAUUUAAAUUCAAAUGCCGGACUCGCGUUGUAUAAUAAAUUCGGGGACAUAUAUUCAGUUAAUGAACCUAAUGUAUUUAAUGUACCGAGAACAGUCACGCAAAAUUAUCAAAACUUUGGACAACCAGUGCAAUCUUUGCACGCGGUAACCUCGCAACACGUUUCUACUCCUCUUUACGCAACUUCGAAACCUAUUUCUACUCCGUUGCUAAAAGUCCGACCGAUUGCUUCCGUUAAACCUGCUCUCGCGCCAUAUUACAAUAGCGGACUCGUUUCGCAAAGAACAGAAGAAAAGGAGCUUAAUAAGAAUAAAAAAAACGCAGAAAAUAUCGAAAUAAAUGAGUCUCGUGCCGCAGACGUAGAUGAGAGUAACACGGAAGCUUCUGAUAAUAACAAUUUUGAAAAUCAUAAAGCUCAGAUUAAUGACAGAACUCAUAAGAAAUACAAGACAUCGAAUGAACGCGAAAGGGAGGAUCGCGAAGAAGAAGACAGGGAAGAUCGUUAUCAACAACCAAAACGCAAUUAUGGCUAUCAGGAUAAAUAUUAUGAAGAUGAUAAAGAUAAUAAAGACGAUAAAAAUAAUGAUAAACCCGAAAAAUAUAAUAUUCGACAUAAAGAUAACAAAAAUGAAGAAGAAGAUGUCGAUGAAACGCAAGAGGACGAAUAUGUCAAUACUGAAAAAAAUGAAGACCAGCCUAAUCAUGGUCAUCGUUAUCAAUAUAAUAAACGUAAAUAUGACAGAGAUGACUCUGAAGAAGAAGAGCGUGACAAACAACAUUACGAUCGUAAGAAAUAUGAUAAAGAAAAUAAUCGUCGCAAUGAACAUGAUCAUGAGACUGACGUUAAGGAUAAAUUCCCAAGUGUCAAUAAAUACUUUGACGAUAAAUUUCCGCGAUAUAGCGAAUACGAAUCUCGCGAACCUGACGAGAAAUAUCGCGAACGCUACGAUCGAAAGAAACUUCAUAAUAAGAAAGAUCGCGACGAUGAAGAUUCCGAAGAUGAGAGCGUUGACGAAGACAAAUUGAUUCCUCGACGCUCUAAGGAUGAACGUGCUCACAGACAACGUAAAGAAUACGAGAAGAAACAAAGCAAGGAUGAUAAAACGACGAAAAAGCGCAAGUAUCAUCAAGCUAUCCCCCAAAGAGAUUCACAUCACGAAGAGCAGAAACAUGAGGAAUACGGCGAAACUAAUCCUAAGCACGUUCACGAGGAACAUCGUCAUCUUCGACAGCAUGUCAAAGAUGAUGAUCGACUUGAUAGUGAAAAUGACAAAGACAGAACACGUGAUCACGAGCAUGGUGAAACUCAGGAACACGCGCAUAAACAUGAGGAACAUCAUGAGAAGAAGAAAGAUGGAGAAGAUCACGAAUUCGAGGAAGGCGGAGGCGCAGAACAUAAAGAAGAACAUCACGGACACGACGGAGAAAAGGGGCACAAAGGUUAUAAAGUCUGGCACGAGCAUGAGAAGACCGAAAAGGGGCAUCACGACAAAGAACAUGGUAGCAAGGAGUAUGAGGAGAAAGAUGGCGAGGAGAAGAAACACGAGGAGGAGGGCGGAUUUCAUAAAGAACAUCAUCGCGGUGAAGCCGGUAAGAAGUCAGCAGAGUUUGGCGAGAAGGGUGAACACAAGAAAGGGCACAGUACGCAUGGCGAGCAUUCGGUGCACAAAAAGGACGAAUACGAGAAGAAGACGGAAUUCUUCGAUGAAUUCCACGAGGACGGCGGCGUUGAAAAGCACGGCGAGCAUCAUCACGAGCACGAGUCGAAGAAGGGAGGUCACGAGAAGAAGGGCCAUCACGAUGCCGCUGAUCACGAGGAGAAAUUCGGCAAAAAGGAGAAGCACGAGAAAGGCGGUCAUCAUCAUGAGCAUAAGGGCCAUAAAAUUGACGAAGGUGAUGAUCAUCAUUACGAUCACGAUGAGAAGUACGGCAAAAAGGAGGGACAUGAGCAUGGGAAAAAGUGGAGCUUCAAGAAGGGCGACAACGGUGGUCACGCAGGUGACGGACAUAAUCGUUGAGAAGGACCUUAAUAAUAAUAAUGAACAGUUGGUUAGGUUUUGCAAUUAACGUGAUUGUUAGCGUGCUCGUGAUCUCUGAUAUUGUGGAACGGAUCAGUGUCCUGUGUGCCCGAAUUAUCGUUGACAUCGAUCACGUUUAAUUGAAACGUUACGUAUUAUACUUUAGAGAAGGAGACACGUCGCCUGUAUGAUAUCUUGUCGUUACCUAUAUUGAUCAUCUAAUAAUUGAGAUAUGGUAUAUAUUGUACAUGGCGGUCUUACAUCGUUAUCUAUGUAGUUUCAGUUAAACAGGAGCGAGAGGGAUGAUUGAAGAAAUAUCGCAGCGAACGCUAACUGAGGCGAAAGUAACUUGACCUUUGCGAGUUGUGUUUUCUGGAAACUCGUAUAAGAUAAAAUUAGUUAAGAUAAAAUUUUGUUUUUCCAAUUUACUUUCGUGUCGUUCGAAUGUCUCUCGCGCAUGAUUGAUAUUAAACCUAAGAUAAAAAUUUGAACAUUGUAAUUAAGGAAUUAUUCUAUAACAUGAUAAAUGAUUAUUAUUAAUGAUAACAUUAAAUGAUAAUUAUAGAUUAAUGAUGAUAUUAUGUAUAUCAUUUAAUAUAUUUUUUGCUGUCAUCAAA